AUGAACAACAGUCUAUCCCCAGCAUUGUGCUCGGCCGAUGCCUUCUCACACCCCUCGAUACCCAACAUCGAGGUAUCAUCAAUCCACGCCGCGCAGGUCUCCAAUGUAUCAAAGUACAUCCCCGAGUGGUACUACUACAACCAUGGCAACGUGAUGGCCGAAAACCUCAACUUUUGCAACAUAACCGUGACCUACAAGCACACGGCCAAGAACGACACCAUCAACGUGGGCAUCUUUCUGCCCAGCGACUCGUGGAACGGGCGAAUGCAGGGACUGGGUGGUAACGGAUACAUAGCCGGGCUCACGACCACGACAUCAUACGGUAUGAUGGCGGCGGCAGCGCAGGGAUACGCCGCUGUCACAACAGAUGGGGGUCACACAAGCGAUAGCCCAGCAGACUGGGCGCUGCUGGCCGAUGGAACGCUGGACUACGAGACGAUCCAUAAUUUUGGCUCCGUAUCCCUGAGCGACGCAGCGCUGAUCGGCAAGAGCGUGGCGGAGAGUGCGUACGGGUCCAAGCCCAAGUAUUCAUACUGGACUGGGUGCUCGCAGGGUGGGCGACAGGGGCUGGAGCUGGCGCAGCGGUAUCCAGACGCGUAUGAUGGCAUUGUUGCUUCCGCUCCAGCAACCAAUUGGCCGCAGCUCACGCUGGGCGGAUACUGGGCUCAGUUUGUCAUGAAUCAGCUGGACGAGUAUCCGUACCCUUGUCAAAUCAACGCCAUAACGGCUGCGGCAGUCUCCGCCUGCGAUGGUGCCGAUGGCGUCAAGGAUGGUAUCCUCUCUGACCCUGAUUCGUGUGUCUUCGACCCGUUCACCCUUGUCGGAAACCCGGUCAACUGCAGUGACACCAAGUCUCUCGUCCGAAUCUCAUCUGCUGCUGCCGAGGUCGUCAACUCUACUUGGACCGGGUCGCGCGAUACCCAGGGUAGAUUCCUGUGGUAUGGCUUCAACCCUGGAACCGCGCUGACGGGAGCAAACAACCCGGCGACGACGGAAUGCGCCAACGGAACAUGUGCUCCCUCCUCGACCCAGUUGUAUGACCAAUGGGCCCAAGUGUUUGUUGAGCAGAACCUCAACUUCACGCUGACGAACAUCACACAUCCGCAAUAUGAAUACCUCUUCCGGAAGUCGGUGCAGCAAUGGAACCAGGUCUUCGGAUCCAACAACCCCGAUUUGUCGCAAUUCCGCGAGGCGGGCGGCAAGAUGCUCACCUAUCAAGGCUUGAUGGAUGAGGUCAUUCCUCCCAAGGGCAUCAGAGCGUACUAUGAAGCGGUCACGGCUGACGACUCUGGUGUUCACGACUACUAUCGGCUCUUCGAGGCCCCGAUGAUGGGUCAUUGCUAUGGUAGCCAGGGAGGGUACCCGUCUACUAUGUUCGACAGCCUGGUUGCCUGGGUCGAAUCCGGUACUGCGCCUGAAAGCCUUCCAGUCAGCUAUAAUCCGGAGAAAGGAAAGAAAUUCGAUAGGAUCCUUUGCCCUUACCCACAACGUGUACAGUACAGGGGUACUGGAAACGUUACAUCUGCAGAUAGCUUCUUUUGCGCACAUUAGGUUUGGUUGGUUUGAUGGGAUGGUCUUUUGAUUCCAGGCCUAUCUAUAUCUUGUGUGGUUCUGUUUUGUUUCUCUGUCUUCCAGUGUUUUUCGUUCUUUGCGAACAGGAUGAAAUAUCCUGAACUUCGUACUUCGUUUUAAUUCUUCUUUUUAAUAAUCAUAACAC
This is a messenger RNA of Aspergillus glaucus CBS 516.65, 1717 nucleotides long. RefSeq lists its product as uncharacterized. The coding region runs from base 1 to 1551 and encodes 516 amino acids. Lineage: Eukaryota; Fungi; Ascomycota; Eurotiomycetes; Eurotiales; Aspergillaceae. The transcript has 2 exons. The record is from RefSeq and is a predicted model, not a curated record.